Astyanax mexicanus (Mexican tetra) is the source of this 1441-nucleotide messenger RNA. It is a transcript of the gene hykk.2, whose product is annotated as hydroxylysine kinase, tandem duplicate 2. The transcript is spliced from 6 exons. Gene Ontology annotation, molecular function: amino acid kinase activity. Bases 114 to 1244 code for a protein of 376 amino acids. The record is from RefSeq and is a predicted model, not a curated record. Lineage: Eukaryota; Metazoa; Chordata; Actinopteri; Characiformes; Acestrorhamphidae.
ACGUGACGGCUCUCUCUGCAUUUGGUGUUGUUGGUACCCGUAAGCUGAGCUCGUGGAGACGGAACGUGACGUGAUCUGUGCCCUCAGGCACCUGUAUUCACACAAUUACAGCCAUGAAAUAUCUACACAGCCAGCUUACAGCGUUUCUCGUUAUGUCUGUGAGAGACUCCAAGCCGUAUCUCAGCCUUUCCCAAGCUACUGAGCUCACGGGACGACUCUUCGGCCUGACCGUGACCAGUAUCCGCCCACUGCCCAGUUAUGAUGACCAGAACUUUCAUGUGGAGUCUGCAGAAUCUGGACAGUAUGUGCUGAAGGUCAUGAACUCUGCUGCCAGCCAGAACCUGCAUCUGCUGGAGGUCCAGACACACAUUAUGAACUUCUUAUGGGAGAAAGGUCUUCCUGCCCAGACUGCAAUGCCCACCGUAACCGGUCAGCUGAUGAGUCUGGAGGAAAUUGACUGUGGUUUUGGCCUGCAGAAGUAUAUGGUGCGUUUGCUGACAUUCUUACCUGGAACGCCGAUGGCGAAGGUGACCUACACUUCACAGUUUUUGUUUGAAGUUGGAAAAAUGGCUGCCACCGUAGACAAAUUACUGCUGCAGAUGGAGCAUCCACACCUCAGCGCUCUUCAAAGAGAAAACUUCAUCUGGAAUUUAGCAAGUGUACCUCUAUUGGAGCAGUUCCUGCCAUUGUUUGAUGGAGAGCCCAUACAAGAGGUGGUGAAGAGAGUUUUUGAACAGUACCGAAUCAACAUAGCACCAAAGAUACACUGCUUUCGUAAAUGUAUUAACCAUGGUGAUUUUAAUGAUCACAAUGUCCUUGUUGAAUCAGACGCUUCAUCUGGGUACAGGAUCAGUGGAAUUCUCGACUUUGGCGAUAUGAGCAAUGGGUAUUUUGUGUUUGAGCUGGCCAUCACCAUCAUGUAUUUGAUGAUCGAGAGCUCCUCACCGUUAGAAGUUGGGGGUCCAGUAAUUGCAGGCUUUGAGAGUGUGAUUCCGCUGAACUCGGAGGAGAGGGAGGCGGUCUACCUGCUAGUCCUGAGUCGCUUCUGCCAGUCUCUGGCUCUGGGCCGCCACGCAGUCCAACAGCAGCCUGAAAAUGAGGAAUACCUGAUGAUUACGGCCAGACCGGGGCUCCGGCUGCUGCAGCUGCUGUGGAACACGGGCAAGGAUAAGGUGGAGAAGAUCUGGUUGAGCGGAGCUGCGGAGUUCUUAAAGAAAAGCAAUAAUGCUGUGACACAGAAUUAAUUAAGGUCAAUUUAUGUCAAAUUUGCAAACUUACAUGUUUAUGGGGAUUCUAUGUGAUAGACCUAGUAAAAUAGCAAGUACUGUGGACUGAAAAAAUAAUACAUUAAUACAAAUGGUGCACUUGUAUGUAAUACUUUUUGAUGAACCUGAUUCAAUAUUUUUUUUAUUUUUACUAUUGAAUAAAUAUGCAAAGCGUU